AUGGACAACGCCGACCCGUCAUCCGGUGAACUGAGGUCCGGUUUUUGCCCCAAAACCAACACCUUCUACAGCCUCCGUCCACCCGUUCACCUUCCGCCGGAAAAAGCUCCACUCUCCGCCGCCGAUUAUGCCUUUUCCCUUCACUCUGCUACCUCCGCGUGCCUCGACGCCGCAGCACUCAUCGACGCCGCCACCGGCAACCGCAUUUCCUACUCCCAAUUCCGCCUCCGCGUCGAGGCACUGUCCGUCUCCCUACGGUCGGAAGCUGGCCUCUCCCCGAACGACGUCGCAUUCGUCCUCUCACCUAACUCCACAUGCGUCCCUAUCCUCUACUUCGCGCUCCUCUCCAUCGGCGUCGUCAUCUCACCGUCCAAUCCAAUCAGCACGACCGCCGAAAUCGCGCGCCAGCUGAAGAUCUCGAUGCCGACGGUCGCGUUCGCCACGUCAGCUACCUCCGAAAAACUCGCCGCCCACCGAUUGAGAACGAUUCUCAUCGACUCGGCCGACUUCGCGCGCAUGAUGUCGAGAGGGGCCGCCAGCGAAACCAGCGGCGUGCGGGUGAGACAGAACGACGUCGCCGCCAUACUCUUCUCGUCCGGCACGACGGGGCAGGUGAAAGGGGUGGAGUUAACGCACCGCAAUUUCAUCGCGGUCACGGCCAAUUACUUCUACCAAAGGCUGGAGAAAUCGUCUCCGUCGGUGGGCCUUCCAACGGUGCCAUUGUUCCAUGUGUUUGGGUUUCAUUACUUGUUGAAAUCGGUGGCCCUGGGCGAAACGGUGGUGGUGAUGGGGAGGUUUGAUUUGGGGAAAAUGCUGAGGGCGGUGGAGGAGCACAAGGUGACGUUGCUGGCGGUGGCGCCGCCAGUCGUGGCGGGGAUGGUGAAGAGUGAUUUGACUCGGAAAUUUGACCUGCAAUCGCUGGAGGCUGUGGGCUCCGGCGCCGCCCCACUUGGAUUAGAUCUGAUUGAAGCUUUUAAGAAGAAAUUUCCGAAGGUUUCUCUGUACCAGGUUUGUCAGUAG
Striga hermonthica is the source of this 1020-nucleotide messenger RNA. The record is from the annotation of a GenBank genome assembly. NCBI's taxonomy places the organism in Eukaryota, Viridiplantae, Streptophyta, Magnoliopsida, Lamiales, Orobanchaceae.